Molecule: messenger RNA, 3295 nt
Organism: Durio zibethinus
Lineage: Eukaryota; Viridiplantae; Streptophyta; Magnoliopsida; Malvales; Malvaceae
Source: RefSeq, a predicted model, not a curated record
CAAACAAUAUUUAAUUCUUAUAUAUAUUUUUAAACUAUUAAUGAAGAAAGAAAAAUCUUGAUAAAGCCGGCUUUUAUGUAAGUAAAGUUGAGUAGCUGAGGCAGGGUUGGAGUCGAUCGUCCUCGUAAACUUCUCCCUCCUCUCUCGACUCUCUCAGAUCUGUUUCUCUUUCCCUCCGACAGAUAAGCUAAUUCCUCAAUCGCCAUAGCCAUUAGCCAUGGCGAUUAGGUCUUUUCUUUUUCUUAUCUUCUUUUUCUCUUAUCUAAAUCCGAUGUUUUCUCUCUACGAAGAUCAAGUGGGCCUCAUGGAUUGGCAUCAACGAUACAUCGGGAAAGUGAAGCAAGCAGUGUUCCACACUCAAAAAACUGGUCGAAAACGAGUCCUAGUAGCCACCGAAGAGAACGUUAUAGCUUCACUUGAUCUCCGCCACGGCGAGAUUUUUUGGAGACAUGUGCUGGGGUCUAAUGAUGUUAUCGAUGGAAUUGAUAUUGCUCUUGGAAAAUAUGUCAUCACCCUUUCAUCGGGAGGAAGUAUUUUAAGAGCAUGGAACCUUCCUGAUGGGCAGAUGGUGUGGGAAUCUUCUCUUCAGGGUCCAAAGCACUCAAAAUCAUUGUUAUUAGUGCCGACAAAUUUGAAAAUUGAAAAGGAUAACGUAGUCAUCAUUUUUAGCAAUGGACGCCUCAAUGUUGUUUCUUGCAUAGAUGGUGAGGUCCUUUGGAAGAAGGAUUUUGAAGCAGAAAGCCUUGAGGUUCAGCAGGUAAUUCAGCCUCCUGGCAGUGAUUUAGUAUACAUUGUAGGAUUUGCUGCUUCAUCCAAGUUUGAGAUAUAUAAAAUCAAUACCAGGAAUGGAGAGUUGUUGCAGCAUGAAAGUGCAGCCUUUUCUGGUGGGUUUUUGGGAGAUGUUUCGCUAAUUUCUAGUGGGACAGUUGUGGCUCUUGAUUCUACAGGGUCAAUUUUGCUAACAAUAAGUUUUCAGAAUGGAAAAAUUAGUUUUCAACAGACACCCAUUACAAAUCUUGUUGAGGAUUCUUUGGGACCGGCAGUAAUAAUACCUUCAUCAAUCUCAGGAAUAUUUGCAAUUAAAAUGAAUGCUAUUACUAUAUUUAUUAGAGUGAUUGGUGAGGGCAAGUUGGAGGUGGUGGAAAAAACAAAUCAUGAAACAGCUGUUAGUGAUGCUCUUUCAAUCUCUGAGGGGCGACAAGCUUUUGCAUUGAUUCAGCAUGUAGGCAGCAAGAUUCAUCUCACAGUGAAGCUUGCGCAUGAUUGGGAUGGUAAUUUGCUUAAAGAAAGCAUUAAAAUGGACCAGCAACGAGGGCUUGUCCACAAGGUUUUCAUAAAUAACUAUACUCAACUGAUAUGUUUAUGAUUGGGCCUGAUUUGAUGGAAAAUCAUAUUGUUAUGUCACCAAGGUGAGAUUGUAUGGAGCAGGGAAGUGGCCUGCAUCAAAUAACUGAAUGUAAAACAAUUCGCUAAUUCUCCUGUGGCAAGGGAAUUUGUGAAGGACACAACCUCUUUGAAUGCUAAGAUGCUCUUUUUUCUUAAGGGACAUAUGCUGAAGCUGAAGGGAACACUAAUGCUUGCAAGCCCUGAGGAUAUAGCAGUCAUACAAAGUAUGAGAUUAAAAAGUUCUGAGAAAAGCAAGAUGACCCGAGACCACAAUGGCUUCCGGAAACUGCUCAUAGUACUAACAAGGGCAGGGAAGAUUUUUGCCUUGCAUACUGGAGAUGGACACAUUGUCUGGUCUCACUUGCUACAGUUUCUACACAAAUCAGACACAUGUCAACAUCUGAUAGGACUAAACUUGUAUCAGUGGCAGGUUCCCCAUCAUCAUGCUAUGGAUGAAAACCCGUCAGUUCUUGUAGUUGGCAGGUGUGGUCCAAGUUCAGUUGCGCCAGGUGUACUUUCUUUUGUUGACACUUACAGAGGGAAGGAGCUUAAUUCUUUAAGUCUUGUUCAUUCUGUUGCCCAAGUUAUUCCACUGCCAUAUACAGAUUCAACAGAACAGCGACUCCAUCUGCUAAUCGAUGCUGAUAAGCAUGCACAUUUGUACCCCAAAACUCCCGAGGCUAUUAGUAUUUUCAAACGUGAGUUUUCAAACAUAUACUGGUACUCAGUUGAGGAUGAUAAUGGCAUCAUCAAGGGGCAUGCUUUGAACAGCAAAUGCUUUGGUGAAGUGGCUGAUGAAUUUUGCUUUGACAUUAGGGAAUUGUGGUCAGUUGUGUUCCCCUUGGAAUCAGAAAAGAUCAUUGCAACUGUCACUAGAAAAUUGAAUGAGGUGGUACAUACUCAAGCAAAGGUUAUAGCAGACCAGGAUGUUAUGUAUAAAUAUAUUUCAAGAAAUCUACUUUUUGUGGCAACUGUUGCACCCAAAGGCAUUGGUGAAAUUGGAUCUGUUACACCAGAAGAAUCAUGGUUGGUUGCAUAUCUUAUUGACACUGUAACUGGUCGUAUAUUGCACCGGGUAACUCAUCAUGGUUCACAGGGUCCUGUUCAUGCUGUUUUUAGUGAGAACUGGGUUGUCUACCACUACUUCAAUCUUAGAGCACACAGAUAUGAGAUGUCAGUCAUUGAAAUUUAUGACCAGUCUCGGGCUGACAACAAAGACGUUUGGAAACUUGUUCUUGGAAAGCACAACCUUACUUCACCGAUUUCUUUAUAUUCUCGACCAGAAGUCAUAACAAAAUCACAGUCGUACUUUUUCGCCCAUUCUUUGAAAGCUAUAGCAGUGACAUCUACAGCGAAGGGUAUAACUUCAAAGCAGCUUCUCAUCGGUACAAUUGGUGAUCAGGUUUUGGCACUUGAUAAGCGUUUCCUGGAUCCUCGUCGAUCGGUUAACCCCACACAAGCGGAGAAAGAGGAAGGCAUUAUACCACUAACAGAUUCAUUGCUAAUCAUUCCUCAGUCCUAUGUUACACAUGCCCUUCGAGUGGAAGGUCUUCGAGGUAUAAUAACUGUGCCAGCCAAGCUGGAAUCAACGACCCUUGUCUUUGCACAUGGUGUGGACCUCUUUUUCACUCAGCUUGCACCUUCAAGGACGUACGAUUCUCUCACAGACGACUUCAGUUAUGCCCUACUUCUCAUUACAAUCGUGGCACUUGUAGCUGCAAUCUUUGUAACGUGGAUUUUGUCUGAGAGGAAAGAACUACAAGAGAAAUGGAGAUAAGUCUCUCCUCUUUAUAUUUGUGUACCAACAGUUUUCCCUUUUUAGAUGACUGAUGCUUUAUGAUUUGAAUUAGAUUAGGAGGUUCCCUCCUGACUUGUAAUUCUUAUAAAUUUUUAACCAUGCCCUCUUUUA